Microdochium trichocladiopsis is the source of this 2049-nucleotide messenger RNA. RefSeq names its product ankyrin repeat-containing domain protein. Bases 1 to 2049 code for a protein of 682 amino acids. The transcript has a single exon. The record is from RefSeq and is a predicted model, not a curated record. Gene Ontology annotation, molecular function: protein binding. NCBI's taxonomy places the organism in Eukaryota, Fungi, Ascomycota, Sordariomycetes, Xylariales, Microdochiaceae.
AUGAACGAAACAAGAUCCACAGACGCAGCCAUAGCAUACCUGUCACUGGAUGCGCCACCGGCUCACUUGCAGCCCGCCGCAACAAUAUGUGACCUCCCGCCUGAGCUCAUCCCACUCAUCGCCAUAUAUUUGCCGACCAGGGAUGCCCUUGCCCUUGCGGCAACCAACCGCCUCUACCAGGCCAUCCUCAACGACUCCAUCUACGCUCGGCACAUCCGGACCGAGGUGCUCGGCGACAGACCCCUCUGGUGGGCGUGUAACCAGAAGUCGAGACAUGCGGUCACCACGGCAAGCCGGGCGCUGAGGCUCGGCGCCGACCCGUCGGCCCAGAUACCCAUGGCCAAGGUGCCGGAGUGGGAUUACAACCACAACAGUCCCUUGCUCCUGGCUGUCAAGAAUGGCAACACGGAGAUUGUCGAGCUGCUCGUGAGGUAUGGGGCAGACCCAUGUGCGACGAGCCAGCGCCACACGGCGGUCACUCUGGCAGCCGAGAAGGGCGAUCUCGAGAGCCUGGCGUGCAUGAUGGGCGGUGACAGAAGAGACGAGGAGGAGGGAUCUGCCUGGGAGGGAUCUGCCUGGCCACGAGUACCCAACAGCCGCAGACUCGACGGCCUCGCGGCGCUGCACCUGGCCGCGGCCGAGGGCAGAGACGAGGUCGUCCGCUUCCUUGUUGAGCGCCGUGCCAGGCUGGACAUUAGGGACGCGGACGGGGCCACGCCACUACACCACGCCAUCCGGCACGGCCGGCGCUCGACCACCCAGCUGCUGCUGGACGAGCACGGCGCGGACCCGAUGGCCACAGACCACGGCGACAACAACUGCCUCGACGAGGCGGUGCUCGGCGCAAUCCGCGCCGCCCAGACCCGCCGGAUGGGCUUCGAGCCAAAUCUCAGGCUGGACAUUCUGCGGGAUGUCCUCGGUCAGCGGCGCCUGCGACGACCAGGCCUUCAUCAUGAUGGCCGCAGCGUGGAAAAAAGCCACCUUGCCAUCCCCGGAGACCGGGCGCACAGGCUGCUCGCGCCCCCGCAGCACAUGGGCAACAGCAUCCCCGUGCUACAGGCUCUCCUCGAGGCCGGCAUCGACGUGGACGCCCGCUCAGCCGAGGACGGGGGAUCGACCGCGCUGUGGCUGCUAGCCGGCACGCCCCGGGACAACGGGGGACCUGUCGACACCGAGCCGGGCGAGCUGCUGCUCGAUGCCGGGGCGGACAUCGAGGCCCGCGACCGCGAGCUCGGGCUGACUCCGCUGCUCCGCGCCGCGAAGGCCGGCCGGCUGGAUUAUCUAGGGCUGCUGCUGUCCCGGGGCGCCGACGUCAGCGCGCGGAGCAAGGCCGGCCAGUCUGUCCUCGUGCUCGCCGCGGCGCAGUCUGACAACGACGCCGGCGACGUCACGCGGCUGCUCCUCGACCACCAGACGCGCCGGGACGGCACGCUGAGCGACGAGAUGGCGGGCCAGCUCGACCUCGCGGACGACCGAGGGUGGACGCCCUUGCUCGCGAGUCUCGACAGGAUGCAGUUCGCGGCGGCGCAGGUGCUGCUGGACCGGGGCGCUCUGCUCGAGACGCGCGACGCGGCGGGCUGGACGCCGCUCAUGCACGCCGUCGCUCCGCCGGGGUCGUCGGCCGAGAGCGUCCGGCUGCUCUUGCGCAACGGGGCCGAGGUGGACACGGUUCAUGAAUGUAAGGAGGCUGCUGAUGCUGCUGGGGCUGGGUCUGGGGCUGCGCUGCGGACGCGUGAGACGCCGCUCGUGGCUGCGGUGACUGGUGGCGUGCAUGAGAUCGUGCGGGACUUGCUCAAAGCCGGAGCGAGCGUGCCUCUGGCACUCGAGUGCGAUCCGGGGCUGCUCGACCUUUGCAAGCACCGCAAGGACGUGGAGAUGCUUGACUUGUUGGAGGGAAGAGGCUGGGCUGACGUUGUGGAGAGUGUGAGCGAUGCUGUCGACGCAGGAGAGAGUGCCGAGGCGGACAGGGUGGACGAGUCGGAUGAGACCGAAAGCACUGGCUCGUGGGACAUCGAGCAGGACGGCGACCCUUCCACGUGGGUGUUGUAG